AUGCGGAUCGAUUCUGGGAGCAUCGGACGAUGGCAGCCCGUCCAACUAACUGGUCCAGCAGGCAAGGCUGGCUCCCCGACCUUCCUGUUCGAAGAGACCGGUGGACUGGUUAAGCACAAGACACCGAUCGAAGCCGACACACGACUAACAAACGCCCCUCUGACAUCAAUCGUACCACGUUGCAAGCACCUCAUCGGAGCUCAGGUCACAGGCUGCGCUGUUCUGGGGCAGCCAUCGCGUUCGCCUUUCAUUCGAGGCACACCAGACAUAAAUGAAGCGUCGACUCAGUCGGACCAGGCGUCUCGAAAUGAGUUGGCAGGUCAAAGCGGGCUCUCCGACGCGUGUAAGCGAUGCGAGCUAUGCAUGUGUGCGUCACGUUUUUGGAGCUGGCGAGGGAAGAUCUCGAAGCGUUUGGCCCUGACUAGUCCCGUAGCUUCAUCCCUCUUCGUUUCGACCUCUUCAUCGACGAAGGAUUGGGAUGCUCGGGAUGACCAAGCCAACGGAAAAUCGGAAAAUAUCGUCGCACCAAACUCGAUCAAUGAAUGA
Pseudozyma hubeiensis SY62 is the source of this 546-nucleotide messenger RNA. RefSeq lists its product as hypothetical. Bases 1 to 546 code for a protein of 181 amino acids. The record is from RefSeq and is a predicted model, not a curated record. Lineage: Eukaryota; Fungi; Basidiomycota; Ustilaginomycetes; Ustilaginales; Ustilaginaceae. The transcript has a single exon.